GAUGUCUAACAUGAUUUGCCAAUAGUGCGGGCCGCCGGCCCCUGCACAAGGCUGAUCUUCGAACUAACACUUUUUGUUUAUUUCGUUGUCCUGGCUGACCUCUUUUCAGAUUUGGAUUUACAUUGGCGUGAUCCCAUUAUCACGGCACAACCACAUUUCAAUCCCAUCAACAAUCGGAUAUUCAAAUACAGUUGUUUCAGAUACAGCUUCUCAGCAUGAGUUUCCUCACUAGCCUCACCGCGUACUUACCUCAACACGAAGGUGCACUUCCCCAAUGGCUUCUUUUCAUCUCCGUGACCUCUCUUUUCAACACCGUUCAGUGCUAUUUUACUCUCCACUUUAACUCCCAAAUCUAUAACGCCAUCCCCAAGUCCAAUAGCCCACUUAGUAAGGGUACCUCCCAAUCCUACCCUUUGACCACAUCUGCCACUCCUCUCUCUUCACGCACAUUCGGAACGUGGACUCUCAUCACUGCGAUCGUUCGUCUUCAAACCGCAUAUCAUAUUAGCAACCCACAAAUAUAUCAAUUGGGAUAUGCGACGUUUGUUGUUGCGUGGUUACAUUUUAUGGGAGAGUGGUUGGUGUUUGGCACUACGAAGAUGGGCAAGGGAUUAGCAGGACCGGCCGCGGUGUCAACAGGGACUUUGAUUUGGAUGUGGGUGCAGUGGGGAUUCUAUGUCAAAUAAGAGAAUGUGAUGAUCAGCUGGACGGGAGGGAGAGGAAGGCGAGGAUAUACAUAAUAAGUGGAUUGUGAAAUGUCAUAGUUGGGAACGCAUUUAAGGCAUACUGAGGGGUUAUGAAGCAUGGUAACAAUUAUCAAGGUCCUCCAAAAGGAGUCGAGUGCUUCUCAAUACUAUUAGCUGGGAGAAGUUGCAUACCCAAGAUUUAUGUUACUGUUGAACAUACAUUUUACUUACUUAGAAUAUUUUAAUAUCAGAUUUGCAUCACA
Messenger RNA from Botrytis cinerea B05.10, 949 nucleotides. It is a transcript of the gene Bcerg28, whose product is annotated as Bcerg28. Bases 216 to 686 code for a protein of 156 amino acids. Gene Ontology annotation, cellular component: membrane; endoplasmic reticulum. The transcript is spliced from 2 exons. Gene Ontology annotation, molecular function: protein-macromolecule adaptor activity. NCBI's taxonomy places the organism in Eukaryota, Fungi, Ascomycota, Leotiomycetes, Helotiales, Sclerotiniaceae. The record is from RefSeq and is a predicted model, not a curated record.